GCGUCAACAGUUCAAGCUGGACCCUAACGGUAUCAUCCGAGUAUGCCGUUCCUGCCUAUCUUAGCAUGCCAUACUCUGAACUGUAACUCCCGAUGUCAAAAUUAAACCCGCGCGCCUUUCUUACACGCGUGUAUGUACCUUGGCCUUGCCAUUCCUCUAAUGAACUUCGAAUUCCCGCAUGUCAUUCUACUAUUCGCAUUCCGUCGGAACUUCCUCAUGCUCACUGCCCUUUACCCACAACGGCCACGACUACAGCCAACAACCAUCUCUACAACCGUGGUGGCCUCUCUGUUAUGACAUCAACAUCGCAUUCCCCAGAACUCAGUCCGGUUGCAUCUCGAACUUCCUCCGAAUCUAUACGUUCUGACUCGACGCAUGAACAUUCACGGUCUAUCUCGGACAUCGAGGAGACGAUAGAGGAAACCUGUUACAUAUGCGAUGUUAUCCCUCACAAAGGACGAGGCCUCGUCGCUAGUCGGUCGCUCAAGCGCGGAGAGCUGCUCUUCACCGAGCCUCCGCUAUUCUCGUUCCCACUGUCUCCUCCUCCAAACAAUUCGAGCAUCAUGAUCGCAUUGUCACAAUGCUCGAGAGAGCAACAACAACAGUAUUUCACACUUGCAAACUCUUUCAAGGAGAAGAAAGAAAUACUACCUGCACAAGGGAUUUUCCUAUCCAACUACAUCCCAUAUCGUGACGCGAAUAGUGGCUCCGGUGAAGACGAAAGCGGAGAGAGGGGAGGAAUCUUCCUCUUCGCGUCGUACUUUAAUUCCUCUUGUACGCCCAAUGUCUCAAGGUAUUGGGAUGCAUCAAAAAGGGUCAUGAUGUUUCGUACCUUGUGGGACAUUGAAGAUGGAGAGGAGCUAUGUUUUAAUUAUGGUGACAUCCUGGGAACAAGGGCGGAUAGAAUCGAAGAGCUAUCAACGGAGAGGGGUUUCGUAUGUCUUUGUGAAGCAUGUAAUGUUAUGGGUGAAAGCAUAGAGGAAACGUUGGCUCAGAGUGAUGAGAGGAGGGCUACCAUUGCUAGGCUAUAUGAUGAAGUCGGCAGUUGUGGGAAGGAGCCGACCUUGGGAUUGCGGAAGAUCAAGAAAGCCCUGCGUCUCCUAAAAGAUGAACAUCUCGUACAUUACGAGGCCUCUUUCUGCUACGAUGCUUUCCAGUUCUGCGCCAUGGUAUCGGACUUCGUCAAUGCAAAGCAAUGGAUUCGCAAAGCUUACGAUGUAUCAGUAUGCACUUCCGGUCCAGAAAGCGAAAGCGCUAGGAUGUUCAGGAUGUAUUUGGCGAACCCGAAAGCACAUCCUCUUGCUGGCAUUUUGUCAAAGGGUGUGCUCUCAGGUCCAGAUUGAUGUGUAUUUGCGGUAUUGUUCUGAUCUAGCAUGUGGAGAGUUUAUUCCCUAGGAUUUUUUCAUCUGACAUUCUUAGAUUACGGGAGUCUUGUACGAAAUAUCAUUCUACAUGCAGUUUAUCAUUUGGUCCUACUUACAUUUACCGGUUAAACAGGCGGAGAGACGAAUUUGAAUAGAUAGCCUUCUCCUCCUGUCUUGCAUACAUAACAUACACAUACGACACUCAGUUUCGAUGAAACGAAUAAGAUCAUCAUCUGUAUCUGA
Molecule: messenger RNA, 1607 nt
Organism: Somion occarium
Lineage: Eukaryota; Fungi; Basidiomycota; Agaricomycetes; Polyporales; Cerrenaceae
Source: the annotation of a GenBank genome assembly